GAGGAUGAAGUGAGCGGAGCAGUGUCCCCUGCCGUCUCCACAGUGUGUGUCCCCCACCCCACCCCCCCACCACAGCCGCAGACAUGGCUCUGUCUCUGGGAUGGCUCUCGGCUCUGUUUGCAGGUGUUUUCUCCGCUCAUGUGUUGCAGACGCUCUGCUUUCCUUACUUUUGGAGGGACCUCCUCUUUCUCCUGAAGGUGAUCAGGUACGGCGUGAGGCUGGAGCUGUCCAAGCUGACGUCCAGCGUGCACACGGUGCUGGACCAGUUCGUCCUGCAGGCGCAGCGCAUCCCAAACAAGCCGUUCGUCAUCUACGAAGGACGCGUCCACACCUACCGGGACGUGGAGCUCCGCAGCAACAGGCUCGCCAACGUUUUCCUCGAGAGGGUCAAGUUGAGGAGAGGGGACUGCGUCGCCUUGCUCAUGAACAACGAGCCCGACUUCCUGUGCGCCUGGUUCGGGUUGGCAAAGGUCGGCUGCUCGGUCGCAUUCCUCAACACCAACAUCAAGUCCAAGUCUCUGCUGCACUGCUUCAACUGCUGCGGAGCCAAGACUCUGGUUGUUGGUUCAGAUUUAGUGGACUGUCUGGACGGCAUCCUCAGCAGCCUGCUGGAGGACAACAUUCAGGUGUGGGCCAUGAAGAGCCAGAGCGAGCACCCGCAGGUGCACACUCUGCUGGAUAAGAUGGAGGCUUCCUCCGACCAGCCUGUACCAGCCGUGUUACGUGCCACCAGCUCCCUGAAAUCCCCCACCCUCUACAUCUUCACCUCUGGAACAACUGGGCUCCCUAAGGCUGCAGUGAUCACUCACCUCCAGAGCUUGAAGGCAGCAGCAGGGUUUUGGGCGUUCGGAGCAACUGAGGAUGACGUGAUGUACAUCCCUCUGCCCCUCUACCACAGCGCCGCUUCUUUGAUCGGUAUAGGAGGAACCAUAGAGCUGGGUGCGACCUGCGUGUUGAAGAAGAAGUUCUCAGCCUCCCAGUUCUGGAAUGACUGUAGAAAACAUGACGUUACUGUUUUCCAGUAUAUUGGUGAACUCUGCAGAUACCUCUGCAACCAGCCCAAGAAAGCUGAGGAUAAGGUUAACAAGGUGCGAAUGGGAGUCGGGAACGGGCUGCGGCAGGACGUGUGGCGGGAGUUCCAGAGUCGCUUUGGAAACAUUAAAAUGUGCGAGGUGUACGGCUCCACAGAGGGAAACCUGUGCUUCAUGAACCACGUCGGCAGGAUUGGGACUGUGGGCCGCUCCAACUUCUUCUACAGGCUCUUGUUCAAGUACGAUCUGGUAAAGUACGACAUGGUGAAAGAUGAACCAGUGAAAGAUCAUUAUGGCUUCUGUCAGCGAGUGGAAAAGGGUGAGACGGGGCUUUUGCUGUCCAAGGUGAGCUCCAUGAGCCCGUUCUUCGGCUACGCUGGAAGCAAGCAGCUGACCGAGAAGAAGCUGAUGAGAAACGUGUUCAUAAAGGGAGACGCCUACUUCAACACGGGCGACCUCAUGGCUGAAGACCAGGAGGGCUUCAUCUGCUUCAGGGACCGAGUGGGAGACACCUUCAGGUGGAAGGGUGAGAAUGUAGCAACGACGGAGGUAACGGAGACUCUCGGGCAGGUGGAUUUCAUCCAGGAAGUCAAUGCGUAUGGAGUGGAAGUACAAGGGCACGAGGGAAGAGCAGGUAUGGCCGCUGUGAUUGUGAGACCGGGCCUCGUGUUCGAUGGCAAGAAGCUGUUCGAUCAUGUGAUGAAGGACAUCCCGGCGUACGCUCGACCUCUGUUCAUAAGGCUCCAGGAGGUCAUGGAAAUGACGAGCACCUUCAAGCAGCAGAAGUUCCAGCUGGUGCAGAGCGGCUUCAACCCCUCUACGAUCUCUGACCUCCUCUACGUGCUGGACUACCAGCAGGAGAGCUACAUACCUCUGACGGACAGCAUCUACCAGAGCAUCCUCUCCGGAGAACGCAAGCUGUAGAACUCUUAGUUCGGACACGAUGACACAGCUGGAAGCGAAGCACGGAGAGAGACGGAAAAGCAGCUGUGCUUGUAGCAGAGCGCCGUGUCCAACGGGAACCAGUGAGCCCACAAUCAUCACCAGUGAAGUACUGAGGUCUGAAGACCAUCGUCUAGUUAGUGAAUGACAGAGGACCAGGAUGAGUUGAUCGCACAUACUUUUUUAAACAAAACACCAGAUAAACAGAUGAACCUGAAUGCAUCACUGUAAAACAACAGAACUGAAACAAUGUGUUGGUUAUGGAAGCCCUUCAUUUGACGAAAGCACUGAAAAAAAACACCAUUAUCUAAAAGUUAAUUAAUGAAGAAUUUGCCCUUUAUUUAUAUAUUAAUUAAAACAUAUUUCACACAUUUCUUAAUACUUAGUUUGAGUUGUUAUCAAGGUUGGGAUGUUGGUUUACAUAAUGGGUCUGAAGCAUUUUCAGCUGUAAAUGAAUAAUUCUUGUAAGGAUUAUUCUUCAGUAUUCAAGUAUUAAAUAUAGUUUAACUCAGAUUUGGGCUAAUUUAAUUGCUAGAUUUAUUAUAACAAUAAUAAUAAUACAUUAAUGAACUAUAAUAUACAUAGUUUCCAAUGGUCUUUCUGCAUGGAUUAAGAGGGUAAAUUGUCAUUCAAUAGUUUCCAUAACAUACAUUUAAAGUGCCUUGAUUACAUCAGUACUAAAGGAUACAUUGAUGGAAUUUUGAGGUACAACAUUUCACAAAGAUUCAAACACUGAAAUCUGUUGAAUAGCUUAAAACUUCUUUGUGAACCUUUCCAACAAGAUUAACAUAUUUAUCCAGAGAUAUUUUGUUUUCACUGAUGUUACUCAUUUAGCAAUCACCAGGUUCACCAAUCACAGCAAAGAGUGUGUGUGUUUGUUCAAUUCAUAUUAUUUAUGAAACAGAAGUUAUUGUGUAUUGUCUUGACUGAGGGAGAUUUUGAAUAUGAAGAGCCCAGAAGUGCCCGGAUAUUUAACCAUAUAAAUUUUUUAAAUUGUUUUUAAUUCUGUGAACAUUUUGAUUCCACAAUUUAUUUUUUUAUUUUUAUUUUUAUUUCUUUCUUGUCUUUAUUUAAAAAAAAUUAUAUGUGCUGCUAAAUGUAUUUACAGACAUCCAUGCUUAGGAUCUUUUCAAGGUCAAAUGAGUGUGGUAACUGUUGGGUAAGAGGACAAUUAACAUAAAUAAGGUCUUAACUGCACAGUACAUAUAGAUGCAGGAUCAGCGGAGGACUGGGAUUUAAACCACUGACCACUACAAGCGAGAGUGUCUGCAAUGUUCUGCAAACAUAUUUACAUGAUCAAUAUCAACAGCUAAUUCUGUUAAAUCACCACAGUUAUAGAACUAUAACUGAGAUGAGAGACAAUUUUUGUAAUGUUCUAGUAAAUAAACACAUAACACUGAAUGAA
This is a messenger RNA of Anoplopoma fimbria (sablefish), 3378 nucleotides long. RefSeq names its product solute carrier family 27 member 6 (gene slc27a6). The transcript has 10 exons. Bases 84 to 1955 code for a protein of 623 amino acids. Gene Ontology annotation, molecular function: long-chain fatty acid transmembrane transporter activity; long-chain fatty acid-CoA ligase activity. NCBI's taxonomy places the organism in Eukaryota, Metazoa, Chordata, Actinopteri, Perciformes, Anoplopomatidae. The record is from RefSeq and is a predicted model, not a curated record.